AUGCAGCUCACGCAGUUGUUUCGAUUUCACCUGGCUGCUUUGCUUCUGCAGUACGCAGCGACAUGCCAGUUCUCAAUCCUCAGCCACAUCGUGCGGGACAUGGAGUCAUUUGCUCGGCAAGAACCAAAUGUCCUUGAGUUUGUCAGGAAGAACUCUGAGACCUUAGAUAAACGGCUUCUCCAGAGCGCUCUCAUCUAUUACACCAAGAAACAUGGCCCUCCGCAGAUUCGCCCCGGGGUGAAACACACGGUUGCUUCUUUGUACCGAGACGCUCGGACGUUGCUCCGUAUUUCCGCUGAGGAGCUAGAGGCACUCAAGGCAACACUUGCACACCAGCUUGCGGAGGCAGCCGCACAGCGAGAUCGCGAACUGAGGCAGAAGCAACAGGAUAUCCGGCAAGCGUACCAACGACGAAAAACCAUAUCGAGUCUUGUAAAGAGAUGGCGUCAGCCACCUGGUCAACGUGGUUCUCCAGAGUCUUGGUCGGAUGAGAAUUCUGACAAAACAAGCCGUUCAUCGAAUCUGUCGCUCCACCUGGACCCCAUUGAAGAAGCGGAAGACGAAACCCCAAGCGAAUACGACGUGCCAGACACACUGAAUCCUGCGUCAGUGUCUGAUUUUGCUUCUGGGAAUGAUGAGGACAACAACUCUAGUAAUAGUAGUACCAAAAGCGAUGACAAUCAAUCCACCGUAUCAGGCGGGGCACAGGGAGCAUCUGGUCGCAGCUCCGCUCGCCUACCUGAAACUUCUCUAACGCAGUUGGACGACGCGAGAAGCUCUUUUUCUAAGGCUUGGGGGGCCGUCCGGAGUCAUCGUAAAGGAAUUGCUAUCGGAGUAGCAGCUAUAGCACUGGCUGCCGGCUUGGUGGCGGCGCACAAAAAGAUGAAGCCUUGGAAAGGGAUCUCCGGGUCAGGGGCAUAUUCCUGGGAUGUGGCUACAUGCAGUCUUUUGCUGAAGUUCGACCUCUCGCGUCGUUUGAAGGCAAUGGGAACAGUGGUCGAUAUCAUCCGUGUCGCGGCAAACAACUUUGAGGGGGAGCUAGAAGUUACAUACAAAGAAAAACCAGCCUUUGCCAGCUCAAGAGGGAAAGAACUGGUCUUUCCGCUCGCAUUCUACCUGUCCUUGGGAUUCGCAACGACAACGAGGAAGGAAACUUUCGUUAUUCCUCCCAACUGUGUAGCGUCGCGGUCUUCGACUUUCGUAGUUUCUAGGAACGGGGCAGCUGUCGAAGAGGCCAUUGUAGAUUUGGAUUACCGUCCAGCGUCCUUUGCAGUUCCGCGGGAGGUUGUGGACAGCAAGAAAGUCGAGAGCUUUCUGCAGUCAAUGAGCGACUCUGAUAACCACUGGACACUCUAUCCGCAGUGCAUUCUUCACUUGGCCAUCAGGAGUGAUGCAUUGCAAGGAUCACCCAUUGUUCUGGUGGAUUCUGCAAGGGGCAUAGUUGCCCUAGGCAACCGAGCCAUGGAAGACGAAGUCUUCGUCGUCCCUCCUGAGUGCCAGGCGCGCACUCCGAAUGAUGUGAAGUACCUCUCUUUGGAAAGAACAAUCGACGACGCGAGAUACAUCGACAUUGUGUUAGUUUUGGAAGAAGUCGAUGGUAGUGCUAACCAAACUUGGACAGAGAUUCGAAAUGGCGCCGACGUGGACCCUGAAAAGGUUUUGGCUUCGCGCUUGGCGGUAGCUGCUGAAGGGGCGUGA
Besnoitia besnoiti is the source of this 1698-nucleotide messenger RNA. RefSeq lists its product as uncharacterized. The record is from RefSeq and is a predicted model, not a curated record. NCBI's taxonomy places the organism in Eukaryota, Apicomplexa, Conoidasida, Eucoccidiorida, Sarcocystidae. Bases 1 to 1698 code for a protein of 565 amino acids. The transcript is spliced from 4 exons.